This is a messenger RNA of Paramecium octaurelia, 290 nucleotides long. Lineage: Eukaryota; Ciliophora; Oligohymenophorea; Peniculida; Parameciidae. The record is from the annotation of a GenBank genome assembly.
AUGUAAUAAUUAGGUAUCAAACUAACGGAAAAAGAGAAUCAAAUAUCAAAAGAAUAUAAGAGUGAACAUUCACUGAACAAAUCUGUUAUCUCUGUUAGGAUUAGGUUACUAAAAAAGUCGAGCAGGUUGAUUGACAUUUAUGGGAUCUUACAUGAGGAGAUAAUUCAAUAACAUAGUUAAGGGAAUGAGAAUUUUAAUAUCGGCAAUGACUAAAAUUGCGAUGUAAAAUAUCAAUAUGAACUGAAUAGUUAAACUAAAUUUCAUAUAAUGCCGAUUUGAUCAGCGAGUGA